AUGCAGCAAAAACACUUGCUCGCAGCCUCCCUCUUCGCCGCAAGCACAACCGCCCAUUUCCACCUUCUGGAGCCCUACUGGCGCGGCAGCUCCUUGGAAGCACCAGCCAGCCAAUGGAUCUACCCGUGUGCAAAUGUGAAUGAAACAACGGAUAUUGCGAAUCGCACCGUCUGGCCCCCCACCUCCGGCAGCACCCUAAUCAACGGCUCGCACCCAUCGGCCCUCACAGCCAUCAACCUGGCGCUCGGCGCAAACGCCACAAACUUCAACAUCUCGCUCGUCCCCCUGUUCAACCAAACGGGCGCCGGCACCUUUUGCCUCUCGGAAACCGGGCGCGCAAACCUCGACCAAGGCUUCAAGGACGCCGGGUACACGGGUGCAGACGACGAGCGCAUCAACGGGCUCAUGGCAAGUGUGCAGGUGAUUCAGCUGGGGCACUCGGGGAGUGCACUGUAUAAUUGCGCAGACAUCAUUUUCAACUCGACUGCAAAACUGCUUUCGGAUGACCAGUGCAAGAACGGGACGGGGGUUUCCGGUGUGGCUAUCCAGAAUGUGGGGUCUGCUGCUACCGCGCAGGCGAAUGGCUCGGCGACGGGCGAUGCCGCGAAGCCGACGCAGACGAAUGGUGCGGGACGCGUUGGAGCUGGAGCUGGAGCUGGUGGUGUUGGGACGAUGGUGCUGGGUGUGGCUUUGGCGGCUGUGCUGUUGUACUAGCUAGGUAAGUAAGGGAUGUGAGGGGAUGAAUGUAAGGGAGGUGGGAUGCGAUGGUGUACAUAGAGAGUAACGAGCAUGUCUUUUU
Exserohilum turcica Et28A is the source of this 799-nucleotide messenger RNA. RefSeq lists its product as uncharacterized. The record is from RefSeq and is a predicted model, not a curated record. The coding region runs from base 1 to 714 and encodes 237 amino acids. Lineage: Eukaryota; Fungi; Ascomycota; Dothideomycetes; Pleosporales; Pleosporaceae. The transcript has 3 exons.